CUUUUUGAGACAAUUCAAUUCAACUCUCAGCUUUCAGCCCUGAGUCUUUUUUCAUAACGCGUCGCGCCUUUGAUCGGCCCCACACUUAAACCCUUACUCUAUGUACCUAAGCCUUUGAUAAAUCUCCAUCUUCAGAAUUGUUGUAUCUGGAUUUUUAGCGGCAUCACCCGUCAACUGUACAAUGGAGUCGACUUCAACACCCCGCAUCUCCGCGGCCCUCAUGGAUUCGUACAUUGGCCACAACGUCAUAAUCGUUGGCAAGGUUACCCAACUCCGUGGUGACAUUGCUUUUAUUGAGGCUGACGGACAAGUCCAAGCCAACCUCACCAGGGAUUGUCACCUCAUGGUUGGAAAUGGAGCUCAGGUUAUCGGCAAGGUGAAUCCAGACCUGUCUAUUAAAGUGCUGAACGCCGUAGAUCUCGGCUCUAACGUUGAUUUCCAAAUAUGCCAGAACGUCGUUGACGUUACACACCAGUUUAAGGGUAUCUUCGUGUAUCCGGAACGAGGCGGCAUGAACUGACGUUUCGCACGUGGACGCGUGUCUCUGGGAUGGCCGGCUGGUUCACAGCAGCAGCAGUCUUCGUCUCAGCAGUCCCAAUC
Molecule: messenger RNA, 600 nt
Organism: Daldinia decipiens
Lineage: Eukaryota; Fungi; Ascomycota; Sordariomycetes; Xylariales; Hypoxylaceae
Product: replication factor A protein 3
Exons: 3
Coding region: 182-520 (112 amino acids)
Biological process (GO): base-excision repair; mismatch repair; DNA replication
Cellular component (GO): site of double-strand break; DNA replication factor A complex; nucleus
Molecular function (GO): damaged DNA binding; single-stranded DNA binding
Source: RefSeq, a predicted model, not a curated record